This is a messenger RNA of Phytophthora nicotianae INRA-310, 3535 nucleotides long. RefSeq lists its product as hypothetical. The record is from RefSeq and is a predicted model, not a curated record. Gene Ontology annotation, molecular function: Hsp90 protein binding; Hsp70 protein binding. The transcript has 3 exons. Lineage: Eukaryota; Oomycota; Peronosporomycetes; Peronosporales; Peronosporaceae. The coding region runs from base 2522 to 3508 and encodes 328 amino acids.
GCUCCUGACCUUUACGAAAGAGGAACUCUGCCAGGUAAUCAAUUGGGUCUGUGGGUUGCACCUUGACGACUUCCAGCAUCCCUUCGGUCAGCGCAGGCAACACUGUGUCCAUGAGGAGUUCAAGUCGUGCACGUUCCCGAGCGAUUUUUGCCUGCUGGACGGCCUCAUCUUGGGCAUCCUGCUCACGUGUGCGUUGCGCAGCACGAAGUUCAGCUUCACGAGCUUGUUUCUCCGCAGCACGGAGCUGUUCGCGCACUUCUGCCCCCGUGGGAUGAAAAUUCCGUGGUGCUCGACCACCUUGCUCCAUGUAGCGCUGGAUGGGAACAACAAAGGCCUCAUCCUCGCGGUAUCCGUGCUCGUCCCGCAGAGUCAGCUCCAGAACUUCCACGCCUUCAACAGGGACCGCCUUGGCAUCAGUUGGCUUCUUCGGCUUCUCGAAGAAUGCCUCCAGGGCUUCAAUGUUGGAUUCAAACUCGUCGAAACGCCGAGCGAAUGCGUCUUGGGUGUUCUCCGUGCGCUCGGCCUCAGCUUCUGACAGCGCUUGUGCACGUAUCUCAAGCAGUGCUCGAGGAGCUUGUAGCACGAUCACUCGGUUCGGUACUUCGACAUUCUGUCGGGGCUUCAGACGCGCCAGCAGUGCUUCAAUAUCCACCGCGGGAGCGGCAGCUACCCCAUUAGCAUUCUCGUCUCCAUUUGCUGGUUCACCACCGUCUGCUCCAUCAAUUGGGUUGCUGGCUCCACCAUCUCCAGACUCAUUAGAAUUACCUUCUUCGUCAGCGUUGCUGUCUUUAUUGGGCUCCUGCAUGAAGAUUUGUUUUGCCUGAGUUGCCGAGAUUGGUAGCCCGUCUAGCACGUAUCCCUGGUUACGGCAUGCAGCACUCCGAAGCUUCCAGCGUACCAACGCUAUCAACGCGCUCUGUGGAAGUUGAGUCGUGUUUUCGCCGGAGCUACCAGCAGUUGGAACCCAUUGCUGUAACUCUUCUCGCAAUUUGUGUGUCUCCUCGUCUUGACGUUCAAGUUGGGUGGCGACAUUGGUCUUCUCGGAUGCAAAAAGCUCGUGCAGUAGUGUCGAUGGAGACAGAUAUGGCAGAUAAUAAUCCCUCGCAAGCUUCCGGCUUAGCGAAGUUUUACCCGCUCGAGGUGCGCUGAGAAUGACGGUGCGCAGUGGAUGCAGAUCCAUGGCAUGAAUGAAGUCGUCGACAAAGAAGGCCAGAUUUCCUAGUAGUCCUCGUGAAUAGUGGCGCCAUUCUUCUGGAGCCACCAGCGUAUGCAUCGCCCCAGCGGAUGUAUCGAAGCGCAAGUGGACCUGAAGUGGUGUCACAAGCUCCUCCUCUUCGUCCAAUAGUAGUGCGUCUGCUUCAGCGUCGUCAGCAUUAGCCGAGUCGUCACGGUCGCGUAGACGCCCUGAGGCAAGCAAUGUGCUAACCCCGCGACACACGUCACGAAGCGUUGUGCUACCACUAACUCUAUCCACUGCAAGCAGAUAUUUUUUGGGGGACGGUAACGGUGAGGCUGCCACACGGAAAACUAGCAGCGCCAGAUCAUAGAGACUGAUCAUGGGCAGCAGAUUGCGACCUUGACUGGUAGGCUGAGCUGAUGUGGCGAGACUUGGCACCAGUAGUGGCUGAUCCGGAUGCAACCAUGCCUCGCGAAAGAUCAAUUGCAGUUGGGAUUGAGCACCGCCAUAAAUUAGUCCUGCUCCGACGAUGCAGGUUUCAAGUUCUCCGGUUCGAUGCGCACUCAAGAUCAGCGUUUCAACAGUUUUGAGGUCUGUAUACUUGCGUGCAGGGCGUCGCGACUUGAAGUCGUCCUCAACAUGUCCGGAAUCGGUCCCUGAAGCUGCAAACGGCGAAUUUUUGCUCCACGAGAGCACAGAAGACACUGCAAUAAAGCGUUUGACGCUUUCGCCACCCUCGUCGUCUUUUGCUUCGUCGUCACCUUUAUUUGCAUCACGCUUCUCGAAGACCUUCAGUGUCUCCAUGGCCAGCUUCGGAUCGGCUACCAGCGAGGUGACCACUACUACGUCGGCAUGCUGCACAAGUCGACGCCAUGCUACCGUAUCGGUUUGUAGUGCGACAGGCUCUUUGACAGCUCCAGCGACGUCACUACCCGGAUGGUUCUGCAAUUGGCGUUUGAUCGCGGUCAUUUCGGAUUUCCCACCCCGGGCGGCAGUACCGAUGACUUCAAGACCAGCAUCUUGACAAUUCCGUGCCAACUCCGUCGAUAAGGACGAGCCCAAGUCCGUGAUGAAAACGCGCAUUCUUACCACCAGUGCGUCGUUGCAGCUUGACGAUAUCAAGUGGGUUUUGAGGUGUUGCUGUUACAAGCGAGAGUCCCUCGUGGUGGCGGUUGCAGGCAUUCGGAUAUUUUUGCGUUGAUGGCGUCCGCUACACGUUGCAUAUAAUAGGAUAGAAACGCAAGAAAAUAGUGCUCGGUGACUCAAGAGUUCUAAGACAUCACGCCACGUUGUCGGAUGUACAUGCAGUUGUCGAUAUAGUAAGGUUAAUUCACACCGGUGACAAUGAAAAACGAGCUCGCGCCGCUUUCCACGAACCCGAAGACCAUCUCGUCUUCAUCACAUCCACGACAGCGCAAUGUCGGUAUUCUCGAAGUAAAAAUGAAGCAUCGACUACAAGAAGACCAGAAGGCUGUAGCGGUGGGAGUUUUGUCUCGGUCAGGUAACCCACAGCGCCAUCACUCCAAGAAGCCGCAGCGACUACCAAAGCUUUCUUCUAAAUCGGAGCCAACACUCGACACACGACCGAUUUCUUUCGCGACGGAAAGAGGCCAUGUCAUGUCAGACCUUCAUCUUCCAUCGCCUACACGCUCGGUCAUUGAUCGUCACGUGCAAAUUACUAAACACACCACUCAACUGGCUCAAGAGGCGCUCCCACCAAUAGCAGGAGCUUUCAAGAAGCGUGGGGUGCCUGCUUCAAAGUUCCCCCAGGCCUACGCACGCAACGAGUUGCCUAUCAUGAUCGAAGGUGGCAAGGGUGGCGGGAAGUCUGGGUUACGUUGGACAGCUCCAAUGGAAGAUUUGGAUUUUAAUAAGUACUUCCCCUUGUUUGUGGACGGCAUGCGCGAGAAAACGUUCCCAUUCAGCUUUUUGGCCCGUGAAGGUGCCUUUCAGCUAGCUGCUUUUGCCCAGCGAUACCCUAACAAACUCAUCGACUGUUUGCACCGUGUGAUUCCGGCACUUCGCACAAACUUGGAGACCCGUGACGAUGGAGCAUUGCGAGAUGCGCUGCUAUUGUUACAACAGAUCACGCAGACGGCAGGUGUGGGCCCGUUGCUGGUACCUUAUUACCGGCAAAUGCUGCCAAUUCUGAACCUUUUCAAAAGCAAACGACGAAAUCUCGGGGAUGAGAUCGAUUUUCGACAGCAACGCUCACAAGAUCUCGGCGAGGUGAUCAUGGAAACGCUUGAGAUGCUUGAACGAACAGGAGGCGAUGACGCGUUUAUCAACAUAAAGUAUAUGGUUCCAACGUACGAAAGUGCGUUAAGCUGACAGCGAUAAACUACUAAAACACGGUAG